GCUCGAUAUAGACAAGCGUCGCUCAGCCUGUAUUCACGGAGCGCUUUUCCAUGGGGAGCUUUGAGAACUUUGUUAUAGAUCGCUCUCCCGGAGAAGAUUGUACCAGACAUGCCGGCCCACGAGAAAAAGGGAUCUUCCGCCGGCGCAAUUGACCUCAGUGCCCUUGGCGACGCCCUGGGCGAGGGGCCUGAUACAAAGAACGACCGAGCCAAGACAGACACGGACGAAGCAGGGUACACGAUCGGAGACGACUCGGACUCAAGUCCUGCAGAAGCGACCGGCGGCAAUAAAGACAAACAGGACAGGGAAGCAGCUAACGCCUCCACUUUGGGUGCCCAGUAUAAGGUUCCAAAACUACCCAUCACUGGCGGCGAGGGGGAAAGGAUCAAGUCAAACAUUGCCGUCAUUCGGCAUAUCAGCGCGGAAGAACGCAAUAGAACUCAAUCCACCCAGGAUCAAGGUCAAGGCAACUCAUUUUCAACUCUUUUGCAAACGUCUGCGCGUUCAAACUCGCCUUCCGCAGAUGCACCGGCAGGAGCAGUAUCAGCAGUCGUAGAUGUACCCGGCACUGAGCAUGCCCAAGGAGGUGGUUCGGACGUCGAUACGCUAAUUGCGAUGUUUCCCGAUCUUCCCCGGGACACCAUCUCAGACAUACUAAGCGCACACAGCAAUAACGUCGAGCAGACUGCGAACAUCUUGCUCGGCAUGAACGAUUCCAGCGCAGAACAAGGCCAACAGUCAGCUGGCACACGUGCAGGUACAGACAGAGACGGUGCAGGAUCCGAACAGGGUGCAGCAUCGAAUGAGCAGGAGGCCACGCGUAACGACGAGGCGCUCGCGAGGGCGUUGAUGCAACAGGAGCAGGAGGCGCUGGCGCUGGAAAGGGAGCAGCAUUUGCGCAGUCAACAGCAAUUAUUCGAAUCGGGUGGAGGACGUGGAGGGGGUAGUGUCGGGUCUGUAUUUGGUUUCGGGAGAGCACAGCAAGACCAGCAACAGCAGCAACCCAAGCCUGAACGGACAUACGACGUCAACACUCUCAACUACCAGCCGAGAGUUCGGAGAGGCAAUUCUGCGCAAGGCGCCCCGGCGCCAGUAUUCGCUGACCUUGACCAGCAGCAUCAUACCUAUCAACAACAACACCAUUGGCAGAAGCAGAAGCAGCAACUACCAUCAUCACAGCAGCAGCAGCAACGGCCCGCUGGUCAUAUGUCCAGGCCAGGAGGUGUCUUGCCAGGAAACGCCGAGGCUAAGCAGUGGAGUGAAGACAUCAACCGCUUCGCAGAGGCCGGAAUCGCGCGAGCAGCAUCCACUUUCUCGUCGUUAAAAGCACGCGCAAACGCAGCGCUCGCCGAGCGUCGACAGCAAGGUGCACAGCAGCAUCAACAGCUAUCAAACGGGCAGACCCUCGGUACCUCUGGAUCUAUCACAUCACCUGCCACCGGCAACCAGAACCAGCAACGCUCACCGGCCCUCGGAAGCGCAGGCGCGUACGAUCGCGACCCAGCGCCUGUCGGUGACGAGGAGCUCGCGAAGAUCCUCGCUGUCAGUGGCAAUGGUGGCGGCGGCGGCGCGCCCCAACUCGUGGCCCGCAACUUGGGCGGCACAUUCGCCAGCAGCACGAGCAAGCCUUUCCUCGAGCGGUAUGGCGGCGGCAGCCACAACGGUGCGGAUGGCAACACUGGGGCACGCGCGGCUGCACGCACACCUGUGCGGUCCAAUAGCGGUGCGGGGGCAGGUGCCGAUACAGAAACGGGCAAGCUCAGCGGUUGGGAUGCAGUCGGGCGGACAGGCGAAGCUGUGCAGGACGCGAGCGCAGCCACUCCAAUCCCGUCAGCUCCUGCUGGCAGAAUCGCCAUCCACGACAACACGGCGAAAGUGGCGGCUGCAUCUGCAGGCAUAGGUCUAGCCGCAGGUGCAGCGUUGAACGCUGACGAAAAUGAUGGCUCGGAUUCUGAUCUCGAGUAUGUCGCGAAUCCGUUCGAGGAUGAAGAGUGAUGAGGGUCGAACUGGCCGCAAGCAAUGGGUGCAGCUUGCUGUACAAUAGCCAAGGGGGGUUACAACAAUGACGACGGAAAGAUCACGGACUUUGUACUUCUUCUGCGCCUCCUGCCUUCCUGGACGUUGGUUCAAGCGUACCCUUCGUCUACCUCCAUGAACAUCUUCUUUUUCUCCUCUUUCAGCCUCUCCUCCUCUUCAUCUGUAUCGCAAUCGCUGUACACCCUCUUGCGUUUCCCUCCAGUGGCAAUAG
This is a messenger RNA of Tilletiaria anomala UBC 951, 2248 nucleotides long. RefSeq lists its product as uncharacterized. The coding region runs from base 109 to 1995 and encodes 628 amino acids. Gene Ontology annotation, biological process: ubiquitin-dependent protein catabolic process. The transcript is spliced from 2 exons. Gene Ontology annotation, cellular component: cytoplasm. Gene Ontology annotation, molecular function: ubiquitin binding; ubiquitin conjugating enzyme binding. The record is from RefSeq and is a predicted model, not a curated record. Lineage: Eukaryota; Fungi; Basidiomycota; Exobasidiomycetes; Georgefischeriales; Tilletiariaceae.